AUGUUUGGCCGCAGGAGCAUGGCCCGAACACAUGAUUUGUGGGAGGGGAUGUGCACUGCGACGAGAAGGAAAAAAAUGUUGCGAGACGACCACCACUACAAGACCGGAGUGAAGUUGUGUUUUGUCCACUUGCGCGAGGGCAGCCUGCCACCUGGUCGGUUAGGAGGAUUAUUUUUUUUGCGUCGUUGCGCUCUCUUUUUAUUCCGCUGCGUUUUCCUGCGGACCUGCGAAGGGAGAUUUGCAAGAAAUUCCUGCGAGGCGUCCGUGCCGUCGUCGGAAAAGUGGAUUCCCCCUGAAAAACGCCACUUUUUAGAUUUAUUGUGGGCGGGGAGUUCCUGUCGAUUCAAUGCGACUUUGUUUUGCGUAUUUGAUGCGUGUGUUUCCGAGCGGUUCGGUCUGUGCUCCCGGCCCACUCGGAUGUGGUGUGCGCGUCGACGUGAGGGUGCCUGCCAGCCGUUUUAUUGCCUUCCCCGCUGUGGCUGCCGCCGCUGCCUUCUUCCCUCCUGA
Trypanosoma cruzi is the source of this 507-nucleotide messenger RNA. RefSeq lists its product as uncharacterized. The coding region runs from base 1 to 507 and encodes 168 amino acids. The transcript has a single exon. The record is from RefSeq and is a predicted model, not a curated record. Lineage: Eukaryota; Euglenozoa; Kinetoplastea; Trypanosomatida; Trypanosomatidae.